This is a messenger RNA of Alligator mississippiensis (American alligator), 2231 nucleotides long. RefSeq names its product nucleolar protein 9 (gene NOL9). Gene Ontology annotation, molecular function: polynucleotide 5'-hydroxyl-kinase activity. The transcript has 12 exons. The record is from RefSeq and is a predicted model, not a curated record. Bases 16 to 2019 code for a protein of 667 amino acids. Gene Ontology annotation, biological process: cleavage in ITS2 between 5.8S rRNA and LSU-rRNA of tricistronic rRNA transcript (SSU-rRNA, 5.8S rRNA, LSU-rRNA). NCBI's taxonomy places the organism in Eukaryota, Metazoa, Chordata, Crocodylia, Alligatoridae. Gene Ontology annotation, cellular component: nucleus.
GGUGCUGAGGCGGCCAUGCCGGCGCCGCUGCCCGCCCGCCGCGCGCCCCCGGUCCCGCCCCCGGUCCGCCGCCCGCCGCUCGCGCGGAAACGCCUGGGCCGCGCGCGCCGCCAGGGGGCCGCGGGCGUCGCGCUGCGGAAAUGGCGGACGGGGCCUGGCCGCGACGUCUGGCGCGACUACGUCGCCUCCUUCGCGGCCGCGGGGCUGGUGCCGGCGCCGGGCGGGCGGGGCCGAGGGCGGGCCGUGGCGGCGGCGGCCCAGUCCCCGGAGCCGGAGCCCUCGGUCGCGGUGCAGGUCACGGAGAGCUCCGCGGCGGUGCUGCUGCUGCCGGAGCAGCGGCUGACGUUCACCGGGAGAUGCCGCCUGCGCUGCCUGCAUGGCUCGGCCCGCGUGCUGGGCUUCGCCGUGACGCCGGAGCAGCCGGCCUACGACCUCUUCUCGCCGCUCACCCACUGCGCGCUCAGCGUGGAGGCGCUGCGCCGCGCCGGGCCCGCCCGCCCCCGGACCCGGGCCCGCAAGGAGGCGCGCGCCGCGCUGCGGGACCACGGCGUGCCCCGCGAUGCAAGGCGUAAGCUCAUGGAGCGAUUUGCCCCUGUGUGUUCAGUGGUGCUGUUGGAGCGUCUGGAUACCCCAGUGACAAGAUUCAUCCUUAGCUACCCAGAUUUCUCCCACCUCUUCAGGGCAAAGAAACAAAGAGUACCUUGCUUCAUACCAGAGGAUGCAGCUCUAGCUUCUGUUGGCAUUUUAAAAUGUGAUCCUGAGAGUGGCCUGCUUGUGUCAGAGAGUACCAUCCUGGCGAUUGAAGAGUUAGUCCAAGCAUGUCGUGAGGAAAAUGAUGGUAUCCCUGUCAUUCUGGUGUGUGGUCCAAAAUGUGUUGGAAAGUCAACAUUUAACAGAUACCUUAUUAACCUGUUGCUGAAUCACCUCCCCUGUGUUGAGUAUUUGGAGUGUGAUCUGGGACAGACAGAGUUUACACCACCUGGCUGCGUGUCCUUAAUGAACAUAUCAGAUCCUUUUCUGGGUCCUCCAUUCACUCAUCAGCGAACGCCACGUAAAAUGGUCUAUUAUGGAGAUGUUAGUUGUGAUCAGGAUACUGAGCGAUACAUUGAUACAGUGAAAUAUGUGUUUAAUUCCUACAAGAAGGAAGUGCCUUUAGUCAUCAAUACCAUGGGCUGGGUGAAAGGUGUUGGAUUGCUGCUGCUGAUUGAUAUCAUUCGACUGCUGUCACCAAGUCACAUUGUUCAGAUUUCAGCAGAAGACUUUAAGGAUAUGCCUCAGUUUACCCCAGAGUAUAUUCAUCUCACUGCUGGCCUGCACACUAAAGGCAAACUGCAAGCCACAUGCAAGAGCAUGGAUAUGGGUGGAACAGAGAAUUGGCAGCCCUGUGAAGGAGAGAGAGACUUUCAGACAUCAACUCCAGGGCAUAAAUUAUUGUGUGUUAAACCAAAGUUUCCUGGAGCAGGUGAUGCUGCCAAGGCACGGGUCCAUAGCAGUAUCCUACGGGAUAUGGCAAUGUUGGGUUACCUUGGACAGCUGCAGCCCCUGGAAACAAGAUCAGUGCUUCCUUUACACAGUCUGGUCCCCUAUCAGGUACCAUUUAGUGCUGUUGCACUCAGGGUUAUUCACACAGAUGUGGCUCCUAAACACAUCAUAUAUUCAGUGAACGCUAGCUGGGUCGGUCUCUGCAGGAUACCUGAUGAGGUCAGAUGCCAAACUGAUGGGCCAGUCUUGCUGACACAGACACCAGUCUGUGAUUGUCUGGGCUUUGGAAUUGUUCGAGGAGUUGAGAUGGAGAAGCAGCUUUACCAUAUUCUGACUCCAGUGCCUCCUGAAAACCUGAGAGUAGUGAACUGCCUGUUGCUUGGGAAUAUUGCCAUUCCCAGCUGUGUCCUCCUGAACCAGCAGGGCAUCGAAGGGGAGAUCCCAUAUGUUACUUCUGAAUAUAAUUACCAAAUUUCAGGAGCGGGGAAGCUGAAAGUGAAGAAACACCUCCAGAGAAGAGAAUAUAGCAGGCCAUAGUCCCUCCUCCAAGCCUUCCAUUGCAGCACUUCCUUCACUAAGAGGCAAGUCACGUUCCCAGGAACUUGACCCACUCCUGGAAGACCCUGCCGCACAGACUGUAUGAGGAAGAUGGAGUGUCCAGUUGGGAUGUUAUGUUUUCCUUCCAAUGUUGUUCUUUUAUAUUUUUAUUAUGUACUUCUGUGUUUUAUAGUAAACCUCUAUUAAAAACA